UUCUAACCUCUAUUUCGUUUCUUUUCUGUAAAAAGUGGUAAAAAGUGAAAAAACGAAGUUUGAAGUGCUACAAGAUGGGCAAACGAAAGAGACCUGGUCCGAAUAAAAAAUCUACAUUUGACGAGAAAGCUGCCAAAAAGAAGAAGGAUAGGAGUGAGGAAUUCGAAUUUGACCCCAUGCCUAAACAUUUAGUUAUAGCGCAUUUAAAAAAUCAGGAAAAACGUCUUAUAAUAAUAUUGGAGAAUGCUCAACUGGAGACCGUUAAAAUUGGUGAAAAAUUUCAACUUUUGAACAGCGAUAAUCAUUCAAAUAUUUUGAGGAAGAAUGGUAGAGAUCUAGGAUCCUGCAGACCAGAUAUUGCACAUCAAUGUUUGCUAAUGUUAUUCAAUAGUCCUUUGAAUCGUGCUGCGUUAUUACAAGUGUACGUUCACACAAGCAAUAACGUUCUCAUAGAAAUCGAUCCUCAAACUAAAAUCCCAGAUAGCUUUCAGCAGUUCGCUAAAAUGAUAGUUCAACUACUUCACAAAUUCACAGUGAGAGCCAAAGAGGGAAAGAAACUUUUGAAGGUGAUCAAAAACCCUAUCACAGAUCAUUUACCGAUUGGGGUUAAGAAAAUUUGUAUGUCUUUCUCGUCGGAGGCAGCCAAACAUCCAAGCCAACUCGUGCCAAACAAUGGAGAACCUAUAGCUUUCGUUAUUGGGGCCAUGGCUAGAGGAAAGUUAAAUGUCGAUUAUACUGAAGAAACCUACUCAAUUAGUAACUAUCCUUUAUCUGCAGCUUUAACUUGUUCAAAGCUAUGCUUUGCUUUCGAGAAUGCGUGGGGUGUACAUUCAUGAGUUAGAUUUGAAUGUUAUCUAGGAAGAAAAUUUUUACGCCGAUUGCUCGGAAGUUUUUCUUACUAGGUUGUAAAUAUUGUACAUACAAUUUUCAAUUAAACUAUGUUUGGAAUA
This is a messenger RNA of Coccinella septempunctata (seven-spotted ladybird), 950 nucleotides long. RefSeq names its product ribosomal RNA small subunit methyltransferase NEP1-like. Bases 75 to 836 code for a protein of 253 amino acids. Lineage: Eukaryota; Metazoa; Arthropoda; Insecta; Coleoptera; Coccinellidae. Gene Ontology annotation, molecular function: rRNA (pseudouridine) methyltransferase activity; rRNA binding. Gene Ontology annotation, cellular component: nucleolus; small-subunit processome. The transcript is spliced from 3 exons. The record is from RefSeq and is a predicted model, not a curated record. Gene Ontology annotation, biological process: rRNA base methylation.